AUUAAUUAGUGUCAAAUUUAUUUACGCGAAUUUCUUGGUUUUCCUCUUGAGAUCUUCACAAAUCCCAUUGAAAAACAAGUAAAUCAGUUUCAAAUUAGAAGAUUUAUUCGUCGGCCUAUAUGUAUUGGAUUAAAGUGUGUGGGAAUAGUGAGUUUUCAAAAUGUUAGUUGCGUGCGGGCUGAUGUUAUUGUUGAGUUCAGUGCGGUGUGGGAACAUCGAGAGCAAUGGUUUGAUUUUGGGCAAAGGGUUUGAUGGGAGCGUGUCUUAUUCGUACUGGCCAUCAAUGCUGCACGCGACGAAUAUGAUGAGGAUACGUAAAAGGGAGUUGCAGACAGAAGGAGGAGGCGUAAAGGUUGAAGCGCCGCCACCUGCUGAAAGCGCUGCCCAGCCCGCUGCUUCUGAUUCAGUGCCUGCGGCUCCUCAAUCCGUAGCUUCUGUUCAAGCGCCCAAUACACAACCAGAGCAUGCAGCGCCUUCACCACAGAUACCAGACACAAAGCCUAAAAAAGAUGACCAACCUCCUGCUAAGCCUGACGAAGUGAAAAACAAUGACACACCUAAAGUAGACAAUCCCAACGAUCAUACCCUUGUAAAUAGUUCUUCCACAGCUGAAACAAGUAUAGAAACAGCAAAAAAUAAAUCUUCCUCAAAUGAAGAUAAGGUAGAAUUAGGCCCUGGUUUUGUGAAGCGAGGAGUCAUCGUUUUUGGGGGCUUCGCACUCCUAGCUGUAGCAUAUUUCAUAUUUUAUAGGAGAAAAAGCAGUAAAAACGAAUCGAACAACUCGCACAAUGCUAUUGAUGCCAAUCAAUUCCGCUAUGGUGUACUCCAAUCAGAAGAUCGGAGAGACAACCUAGAACUAUCUCGAAUACCUUUAACUAUGGAAUCUGACGAAGACGACGAUGACUAUUUAGAAAUAUUUGACUUAGAACAGAAGAAAAAGUCUAUGUCCUAUGUUAAUUUGCAAGUAAAUGAUGAAGAGGUCGUGAAUGGACCUAAAGAUAAUGCAGAUGGUAACGAUAGAGAUAAUCUCUUAUUAGACAUAGAAGAUUCUAAUUACGAUCCACUGAUCAACUGGUCGGGUAAUGGUAACAAGUCAAUAUUAUAAUUUAUUUGAAUCUACCCAGAAUCAACGAUUCCGGUUGUUUAAUUCUAACAUUAAAAUUAACAAAGCUGGGCUUUGGCAUUUUAUAGUUUUUUAUGUGUAGCCGCUUUUUUAUUUUUUUUAUUACAAAAUUGACAAAGAUGAAUUUAAAAAUCUCAUACCUAUAUCGUUUUUCAUUUGCAAGUACAUUUCAUUAAUAUUUUAUAUUUCAUUAUAUUAUUUUCUAGCUUAAAUUGACUGACAAAUUAUAGAUUUGCUUUGAUUUAUUUUCUUAUGUUUUUUCCCAUACAUAUUUACUAUUUUUUUAGCUGACUAAACAAAGUUGAUUACUUAUUCCAAUUCCAUUUUCCAAAAUAACAUUUAUUUUAAAUAUAAUUUAAUUAUAUUUUAAGGUCUUUUCUAUAGGCAUUACCAUAGAUUAAAUGGAGCUUGUGAUAAAGGAAAGAGGCUUAGUUUUAAGAAGUUAUUAUGCCAGAUAAUACUAAACAGUUACUAAAUAUUAAAAUUCGGCUACGCCGCUGUCUGAAAUAACUACAAUAUUUUCCAAAUUAAAAGCAUUUUUAAAUAAAUAUUAGGUGAUUAUUCUGAUAAUUUGAUAUUAUUUACUUUCAACAUGCAUUUAUUUUGUAUUCUGAAGACUUAAAAUUAUGUUGUUAGAUGCAUUCAUGUUAGUUGAGAAACUUGGAUCACUACACUAUAAUGCAAUAAUUAAUUUAGAAUGUAGCGACUCACUGCUCACUGUCUUGUUCGGGAAUUAACGAGAACUCAAUUAGAGCGCGAAAAGUAUUUAUUACGGUAGGUAUUUGGAAUAAUAUGACAGUAAGAUGUAGUGGCACAGUGAAAAAAAUAAUAAUGCCUUGUUUUGUUCUUGGGAAGCUUGUAACUAAAUGUUUGCAGAAGUAACACAAAAUCUACUGAAGUGCAGUUCGCAUCAAAAGUAUUUAUUUUAUUAUUUGUACUUACUAUCGACUUUUUGCGCUGUCGAUUGUUAUAGUAAUGUAUACUCAACUGAAAAUCAAGUGUAAUAGUUGCAUUGCAAAAGUUGCUGGUACUUUUUAUGCUGACUCUACCUUUGUAGACUAGGCAGAAAAAACAGCACUUCCAAUAAAGUAAUUAUGUAUUGUAUAAUUAAUAAGUUUGUUGCAAUAUUCAUGAAUUUUAUUGGUAAUUUCAGUACUAUAAUGUCAUAACUUGAAAUCAGUAUACAUUACAAUUUAAUACGAAAGAACAACUUAGUGAAGCAAUAAAAGAGCAUUUUCUACUUAAUAAGGCUGUUUGAACUUGUUUUUUU
Messenger RNA from Ostrinia nubilalis (European corn borer), 2393 nucleotides. RefSeq lists its product as uncharacterized. The record is from RefSeq and is a predicted model, not a curated record. The transcript is spliced from 3 exons. The coding region runs from base 161 to 1105 and encodes 314 amino acids. NCBI's taxonomy places the organism in Eukaryota, Metazoa, Arthropoda, Insecta, Lepidoptera, Crambidae.